AUGGAACCAGCGAUCUCACGAGUCAACUCCUGGUCGACCAACAGAACACUGGUUGGCAGCGAUGGCGGUAAGGACUCGCACCUCUACAAAUCCAUGGAGGGUACUGCCGGUCAGCUACCCAUCAUACAGACUCCAGACAUGAGGCAAUGGCUUGACGUCAGCACACUCCCACUCUCUGGAAAGCUGCUCGAGGAGCUUCUGCGCCUACACGGUCCUCCUGACAACAAGAUCGAAUCUCGCGGAAACUUGGCUAAAAAGGCGAGCAAGUUUAAAGCCUGGCUCCGACAGACCAAAACGGGAGCAGAUGUCCGCUUUCGCAGCAAUAUUGACAAUGCCCGAGAAAAAGUGAUCGACUAUCACAUCGAAUCCUACCCUGACCCCAAAGCACGUGAUGAAAACGGACCGGCAAUAGCGGAGCUUGAUGGUAUCGAGAUCCAGGGAGUCGCAGAACUUGCGGAGCCUGUACCAGAGCUGUUCGACACUUCUGCGCCAUCGGAAUUGGUUGUAGCUGCAGACACUCGCAGAGCAUCCGCAGAUGAGAGUCACGACGAGCCGCUACCGAGAUACGAGCCACGAAGGGACCCGUCAACGGUCUCCACGUCGAGCAGCAGGGUGGAAGGUGUCUUAGUACCAAGGCCUUCUGUGGGCGUGCAUCAGCCUUCGUCUCCAUCGACUACUACGGCACGAGGGUCAGACGCCUCCCCAACAAGCGAUCACGCAAGCAGCGCUGGUCUCGAUGCACGCAAUACAGCGCCCGGCCAAGCUUCCGGCGCCGUGCAGCAACCUGGUGAGCAUGGUAAUCCUCCGAGGCCACUGAUAGACCUGCUGGAUUCAGCGGACCGCCAAUCUCAGGAGGGGCAAAAGCUCUCAGAUAACUUACAAGAUAUACUGGCAGCUAUUCAUAACCACCUGGCGAACAACAAAGCCCCAUCGGACGACAAAGUUCCUGACGGCGGCGGUCGGUUCCGUGUGAUGAGUACUGAAUCGUACGAAACGGACACAGAUGCAGAGCCGCGUAUUGUUCGCAGAGCGACCGUGGCCAGGUCGAAAGGCAGGAAAUCAGCCAUUACCUCACCAAGACGUAAGAGGAGUGCCUCUACUGCUAUCUCUCCAUUGUCAUUCCAAUCAUCCAUCAGACUCGACGAUGACGAGCAACCCAAUCAAGAGUUGUUUCGAAAGCAGACACUGCCGAAACGUCUACCUGCGAGCGCUGGUGCCGAAGCGAUAUGGCAGUCUUUACUUCGCAUGCAGGCCAAGAUCCUGGGACCGGAACACCCGAUGACAUACCAGGCGAAAUCUGACCUGGCUCAUAGUAGGACCAGCAGUCAUGGCAGCGGCUUCCAAAAUCUCUCUGCUCUACAAGCGAGCAGAGAACUUGCUGUGCAGACGUUAGGCAUGGUACAUCCAUGGGUUGCGGCGUUCUGCGAAGAGCUUGAAAAGUUGGAAACGCUGACAGCUGGCAAGAUUGAAGGCGACACGUCAACUGCUGGCCAAGAGGAAUCUACAGUAGUUGCCCAUCGAGGAGAAGGAACUCACAUGGUGCCACACACCAAUGACGAAAACGGAGAAAGGAUCGUCCCAGCCGGCAGAACAAUCAUUCAGGAAGUCCAGUCCUCCAAUGACCCAGUGAAUGCCGGAGUCGAGCCGUUCAAUACCCCAGUGCAUGCCAAAGUCGAGCUGCCAAAGAUCAACCCAAACGUUCCACCUCCCCAGCAAGAACAUUCGCCCUUGUCACGAUCUACAAACCUCGAUGGCCUCUGGAACGUUCAACAUCAGCCGCAUCGCCCCAGAAGCACCUACAAAGCGUUUUCGGGCUACGUUUUCGAAGGCCUCACGAACAGCGCACUUAACUCAGUAAAGUGGCUGCAACGCAACUACGGCCCCGAACGACCAGUGGAGCCGGGCAAAGAGCGGGUACGAUGGACUUGUGCUUGUGGCGAGGAAUUGCAUGAUGACUUCGUCGAAACGCGGCAGGGAGCAGCUCGCGAACUCCAAGCAUAUCUUAAUCGUCCACAGACACGGACUGGCGGCGGCAAUAGCCCCACGAGCCCUUCGAGCUCAAAUGGUACUGGCAGCUUCAUGGGCAGUUCGGUAGGUGGGACACUUUCGUCGACCACCUCGCGGUCAAGCUAUGGCUCGCAAGUUCCCAGCUUUACGGGAAGUAGCGAUAGUACUAAGCCUCCGCAAAACGCACCUGGGCCAUACUUAUACCCCGGCUACACGCCGCUGGCAGACCCACCAUGGCUUCUCGUUUGCGCCAACGAAGACCGCCACACGCCCAAGCUCGCCCAUCUCGACAUGGGCCCACAGAUCAGAUCCGACAAAGACCUCGCUCUCUCACUUCGAGACCACUACUUCCAAGUCAACGGGAAUUGGUGGCGCUCCCUCCGAAUACGAGGCUUGACCACGAUCGAAUUUGUCCAAUUUGAGGUGCACCAGAAUCGCUUCGCAGACAUAAGAAAGUGCCCAGACGUCCCCCCUGUGUCCACCGGCGACUACAGCUUUGAGCCUGGAGAUUUGCUGCCGCCGGUUGGGAGCACUUAUUUGCUGCACUUGUUCAAGCACCCUGGAGACUACGAUGGCGAACGCAUCACCUAUCUGCGAUCACCGAAGAGGAACGGGCGGCUACAGUGCGGUGUAGGCUGGGGCAUUAACAUGGUCGAGGGGUUCCUUCCGGAUAGAGUCUGGAUGGUUAUUAGCUCCCUCUUUACACUUGGAAGCCUCGCUUUCAUGAUCGCCUGGGCAGCCAUCAAACACGAUGUGCAGGGUGCUUCUGGUGUUGCCGCGUGGAUAACUCAUAGCCAAGCAACUCAAAAUCGAGCAAAAGACAACAACAUUUCCCUGGUCCCCAAUGACACCGACCUAGCGAACCGCAGCGACUACAUCAUCUCCAUCGUCCCACCCCGAGACGCCAUCGCCACCGCCCAACGCAUCAUCGAUGUCUCAUCUUCUGGCUCCCUAACCCAACGCAGCAACCCUCUCUACUACCUCGACCUCAACGCCACGAGCCCCAAAACAGCCCGCCACAUCGCCUCCGUCUUCUCCACCUCCGCCCCUCAUAUCCGCUACAUCGACGGCGGCAUCAUCGGCGCCCCUCCCUCUCCACGCAAUGACGCUGCAAACACCUGGUACCGCCCCAGCAUCCCCCUCUCCGGUCCCCACCCCCUCGCAGAAGCCAGCCCAUCCGGCGCCCACCUCGCCUCGGUCCUCAACGUCAAACACAUAAACCCCACCAUCGGCUCUGCCACCGGCCUAAAAAUGUGCUUCGCCUCCCUCUCCAAGGGCUACACAGCCUUGGCAAUCCAAUCCUUCACCACCGCCUCCAACCUCUCCGUCCUCCCUCAACUCAAAGAAGCCAUGGCCGAGUUCAACCCCGCCGGUCUGCAGAGCGCGGAGAGAGGCCUGCCGAGUAUGUGUCCGAAGGCUUAUAGGUGGGUGCACGAGAUGCGGGAGAUUGCGGAGACGUUUGAGGCGGAUGGAGGGUUUGAGGCGGGGGAGAGUAGUUUUAGGAGUAUUGCUGAGGUGUAUGAGUUGGUGGCGAAUGGGACGGUGUUGGGGGAGGAGAAGGUGGGGAGUAGGGUUAGGGGGACGACGGCGGAGGAGGUGGCGCGGUUGGUUGGGGCGGGGACGGCGAGGAGGAAGGAGAAAGUUGAGUGA
Molecule: messenger RNA, 3657 nt
Organism: Saxophila tyrrhenica
Lineage: Eukaryota; Fungi; Ascomycota; Dothideomycetes; Mycosphaerellales; Extremaceae
Exons: 4
Coding region: 1-3657 (1218 amino acids)
Molecular function (GO): oxidoreductase activity
Source: RefSeq, a predicted model, not a curated record